Saxophila tyrrhenica is the source of this 1611-nucleotide messenger RNA. RefSeq lists its product as uncharacterized. Bases 1 to 1611 code for a protein of 536 amino acids. The record is from RefSeq and is a predicted model, not a curated record. The transcript has a single exon. NCBI's taxonomy places the organism in Eukaryota, Fungi, Ascomycota, Dothideomycetes, Mycosphaerellales, Extremaceae.
AUGGAGAAGGCGACUGAAGAGACGGCGAUGGGCAACAGGACCAGCCACAUCGCCGCUGAGAUCCAGGACCACGCUUCUUUUCAGGCGAUAACAAUGCGAUCGAACGAGCAGGGCAUCGGCAACAGCAGCGGUCACAUCGGUGCAAGGAGCCAGGCAGAAGAAAGUCAAGCCGUGGCAGAUGGUGGGCAGGAGGCUGAAGACCGCAGCAAGACGCCGCCAGCGCAGGCUCUCCAGCCCCGUGAGGCCUGCGAGGGGAGUACAGCGGGUGAAGAGGUGGCUGUCGCUCGUCUAGACGCACUCGAGAGCCGAGCGGAGGCCGAUCGUCAAGCGGCGGCGAGGAGUCAGCAGCUGGUGAGGGAAGAGCAGGAUCGUAGGAAAAUGCCGCCGCCGCCACAAGUUCCCAAGAGGAAGAGGGACAGACAUGCCAUUACGGCGGAUGGUGAUGUGCUCGUUGCUUUGACAAGCAGAUUGAAGCGGCGUAAGGAAGCAGAGCAGCAGUACGGUGUGCGCCGAGGGCACCUCAGCAACCUGGCCACAUCGAUCGUCACUGCAUGGAGUGCUCCGUUUGUACUGAGCGUUGACCGCGUGGAAGACGUGUUUGAUAUGCCGCUGAAGCGUGGACUCCAAUGUGCCUGUACUGUCCGCAGACCUCGCGCGGCGAUGCCACUCUUCCUCCUGGACACUGCAAUCAACUCCACCAGAAAGCGCGCCGGCCAGAGCAAAGUGGAGAUCAGCCGGGAAAAAUUUGAUCCCAGCAUUCCACUCAUCCGGCAGCUGGAGAUGCAGCUGGGUCUUCUUCGACGGUUUCGAUUCUCAGCAUACGCUCACAUGGAGAUGGACUGGCCGAAGCAGUCGUAUCUGGUACAAGACUACUUCAAGCAGCUGGCAGAGGAGGAGCGACUGAGCUUUCUGAAGACGUGCGUAAACGCCGGAGACCAUGAUAGGCUUCAAAAGAAGCCAGACGAUCCAUUCAGCAAUGAGCUGUGUACCUGCGGCAGCUGGGAAGCGAAUGUGGCCGCAUACCAGCAGGCUGUAGACCAGAUGGAGCGUUACCAGGUCCAGGCGUCGCUUAAGAGGUCCAGCACAAUGAGACGUGAAGGGACAGAGUCGCCUCCAGUGAUCAUCCAGGAUUGCACCUGCGGCUCCGUUCGUACAGAGCGACGUACUCCUCGCAAGGCGGUGGCAUUGUGGAUGGUGGCCGCUGCCCUUUUCCAUGUUCGAGGUGUGGACGCAUUCGUCUUGGACACAGGAUAUCCGUCGGCCAUCGAUCUCGACCCCGAGUAUGACAACGUCUGCGCCGUAGAGGCUGCGCUCGAAGCUAUUCGCAAGCGUGAUCCAGAUGUCUUCGACAGCUUCACAAAAGCGCAGUGGGAGUUGCAGCCCAGGCGGGUGCAGAACCACUUCCAAAGCUUGGCUCAGUACGAGGAAGGCGUGUACGAAGAAGAUCCGUGGUACCAGCACGAGGCAGUGUCGAAUGCCGAUGUACGGUUCGGGAGCCUGGCUUGCAUCUGUGGUGCGGUAGAGGUGAACCUUGCGGCGAACGGAGUGGAUCUGGGAGAGCUUGUGGAUGUGUCGCCAGCUGUUGAUGGUGCCGCUCUCUCCGCCCUGUAG